CAUAUAAUACAAACUGACAUUGUUUUUAGUUUAAUGAGAAACGUGAACCAGAAAAGUUGCAAAAUUUUAGAACAAUAACAAAGCGAUAUGAUUUAAAUACAAUUUAUUUCUCUGAUUAUUGCCGUAAGGAUGGUUUCGCCACAAACCAUCAGUAAAGGAUCCUGUAGUAAAAGUGUGGAAACUAAGGCGGAUUUUGACGUUGAUAGAUACUCUGGUCGUUGGUAUGAAUAUGAAAAAUAUCCAUUCAUCUUUGAAUUCGGCGGCAAAUGCAUUUACGCUGAUUACCAUAAUUUAGGUAACAACGAAGUCAGCGUUUUUAAUUCUCAAAAAAGUAAACUCACCGGGUUAGAUAGUCGCAUUAAAGGUGUCGCCAACGUCAUAAGUCCCGGCAAACUUCAGGUACGAUUUGAUGGAUUUGCCGCUUUAGCAGGUCCCGGUGAUUACUGGGUUUUAGGUACGGAUUACGAAAAUUAUGCUGUUGUAUACUCUUGUACGGACUUUCUGGGCAUAGUUAAUACGAAAGUGAUAUGGAUUUUAACCCGCCAACGUUUUCCUGGUGACGACAUUGUAAGCGAAGCUCGCGACCUAAUAUCUUCAAAUGGUUUUUCUUUAACGAAUUUAGUAAGAACCGAUCAAAGUCAGUGCGAGUGAAAGAUUACAAUUCCGGCAUUUUUUAAAAUUUGCAAACUAUUCCUGUUUAAUUUUUAUGUUUUAUGUAAUUAAAAGAAGUAUUUCCCUCGUCUUCUUCCUUUUUUCUUUUGCCCUCAACAUUUUUUGUUGUCGUUUUCGUUUUUAAUUACAAGCAAUUAUAUAUUCAGUUAUUUAGCAUUUGUUAACGGCUUUGUGGCGACUUUGCAUAGACUUAACAUAGACUUAAGAUUCUUUACAAGUCGACAUGAAAGCAAAGCGGCAGCAAAACGAUUACAAGAAGAAUGAAAAAUAAAAUGAAAUGAAAAUAGAAAUAGAAAUAAAAAUAAAAAAAAAAGUAAAACAAAAUUAUAUGCGCCUUGUGGUCGUUCUUGGUUAUCAGUCAUCUUAACAAUUGCAAAACUUUUGCAUUAACUUCAAACGAGUUUACAUAUAGGCUACUAUUUGAGUAGAAAACAAAAGCCGUUAAAGCUUGAAAAUUAUUGACAAUAUUGAUCUUUUUAGUUAUUUGAGGAUCGUUUGUUGGGACAACUUUGAUCGAUGCUUUCCGAACUUUAUUUUAGGGAAUUUUCAAUGACUACUUGGUGUCAUUGGAUUGAAAGACGAAUAUGAUUAUCAGUUUAGAAUUGCGUAUAAUUCUCUCCGUGUGUGGAAUAAGUGCCUUCCUAUUUCAUAUUUAAGUUUA
Molecule: messenger RNA, 1333 nt
Organism: Glossina fuscipes
Lineage: Eukaryota; Metazoa; Arthropoda; Insecta; Diptera; Glossinidae
Product: apolipoprotein D-like
Exons: 6
Coding region: 130-651 (173 amino acids)
Molecular function (GO): pigment binding
Source: RefSeq, a predicted model, not a curated record